AACCUGCUGAGCCACAAUGGGGUCUCCCUGUUAUUAUUAUUAUUUUUUUUUUACAUUUUCCAAACUAAGUUUUUGAUAUAAUGGUGCAGUUGUGCAAUGCCCACAUAUUCUUUUUCACUGCAAGUAAAGUGACCAUCAUUUUUCUCUUAAUCAUUACUGCCUAACAACUGAGGAGUCAAAGGACUCAAUGAAUUGGUGAUGGAAACUCCAGCCUGGACCACUUGGGCACUUGCUGUGUCAGGGUCACUUGCCUCAGACCAUUGAAAAGGGUAUCCUUGCUUUUUUCCUUCUCCACUAAAUAUGCAACACAGAAGAGAUAUAAUUAAUGAGGCUUAAAGAAUUUGCCUGAAAAAUCUGAUUUUGUGUGGUUCUACCUGGAUCAUUGAUGCUAUAUUCCUUCAUAGACAUUAACCUACUUGCUGUUGCUGCACAUGAAUUUGGCCACACUUUGGGGCCUCACCAUUCCAAUGACCCCGAGGCUCCGAUGUACCUUAUCUGAUACACACCCACUUUAGCCAGAAAAAAAUGUUCUCCAAGGGUGACGUCAAAUGUACCAAGCUCUCCCUUUUGAUGAAGUUUGAGGUUUUUGUUUGUUUUGGGGUUUUUUUGUUUGCUUUUUGUUUUGGCUGUACCUGGAAGUUCCUGGGCCAUGGAUUAAAACCACACCACAACAGUGACCUGAACUGCUGCAAUAACAAUGCCAGAUCCUCAACCUGCUGGGCCACAAGGGAGCUCAAGGUUUUCUUCUCAUUCUAGAAGUAUUUUCUUGCCUUGCUAAUUCUCUAAGACAGCUUUUCCCUAAUAUGUGUACUGUGGAAUUCCAACCCUGCCAAGAAGCAACAGAAAACUGUUCAAAGCUCAAACAACUGUGUGAAUCACUCUAAGCUCUAGCCCUUUCUUAGAUUUUCAUGAUCUCAUGAAGCUCCGAGAAUUCCUCCAAGAAAGAAACUGGUUCAUGGUUGUUUAACCCAAUAUCUCUUAAAUUUAUUUGACCAUAGAUGGUUCCCUCUUUUCCUCCUCCUGCUCCUGCUACCUUUCUUCCUGCCUACUAUUAAUAUUGGUGGAACGCCUCUGAUAACCUGUGGAAUGGGGUUUCACAGCAUCUCUUUUGAAAAAGGCAGUCCUAAGACAUAUUAAAGUAAGGAGAGUUCUUCACGAGUUUGUGGAAGUCUGGAUCUGAGAAAAUCAGGAUUAUCAGAUAUCAAAACUAGAAUGCUAGUGGUUAUUUUGACUUUGAAAAGAAUCCAGAGACAAUUUGAAGCCAACAAAAGCACCAUUCUGGAUGGGAUGACCACCUUUUUCACUGCAGACAAGUACUGAAGAUUCUAUUUAUUUCUUUUGUAGAUCAACCCAAAAUGAAUGCAGGAACUCUGAAGAGCAUGCAAUUCAGAUGUUAAAAAACUACCUGAAAUCAUACUACUACCCUAUGAAUCCUGCUGGAAUCCUGAAGAAAACGGCAGCAAGCUCCGUGGUUGACAGGCUUAAAGAAAUGCAGUCUUUUUUCGGCUUAGAGGUGACUGGAAAGCUUGAUGAUAACACCUUGGACAUCAUGAAAAAACCAAGAUGUGGGGUCCCUGAUGUGGGUGAAUACAAUGUUUUUCCUCGUACUCUCAAAUGGUCCCAAAUGAACUUAACCUACAGGAUUGUGAAUUACACGCCUGAUUUGACUCAUUCUGAAGUUGAAAAGGCAUUCAAAAAAGCCUUCAAAGUUUGGUCUGAUGUGACACCUCUGAAUUUUACCAGAAUUCACAAUGGUACUGCUGACAUCAUGAUCUCUUUUGGAACUAAAGAGCAUGGAGACUUCUACCCAUUUGAUGGACCAUCUGGUCUGUUGGCUCAUGCUUUUCCUCCCGGACCAAAUUAUGGAGGAGAUGCCCAUUUUGAUGAUGAUGAAACCUGGACAAGUAGUUCCAAAGGCUACAACUUGUUUCUUGUUGCUGCCCAUGAGUUUGGCCAUUCCUUAGGUCUUGACCACUCCAAGGACCCAGGAGCCCUCAUGUUUCCUAUCUAUACCUACACUGGCAAAAGCCACUUUAUGCUUCCUGAUGAUGAUGUACAAGGGAUCCAGUCUCUCUAUGGUCCAGGAGAUGAAGACCCCAACCCUAAACAUCCCAAAACACCAGACAAAUGUGAUCCUUCAUUAUCCCUGGAUGCCAUUACCAGUCUCCGAGGAGAAACCCUGAUCUUUAAAGACAGAUUCUUCUGGCGUCUGCAUCCUCAGCAGGUUGAUGCUGAGCUGUUCUUGACAAAAUCAUUUUGGCCAGAACUUCCCAACCGUAUCGAUGCUGCAUAUGAGCACCCCACCCGUGACCUUAUCUUCAUCUUUAGAGGCAGAAAAUUUUGGGCUCUUAAUGGUUAUGAUAUUCUGGAAGGUUAUCCUAAAAAAAUAUCUGAACUGGGAUUUUCAAAAGAGGUUAAAAGGAUAAGCGCAGCCGUUCACUUUGAGGCUACAGGGAAGACUCUCUUCUUCUCAGGAAACCAGGUCUGGAGCUAUGAUGAUACUAACCAGAGGAUGGAUAAAGACUACCCCAGACUAAUAGAAGAGAACUUCCCAGGAAUUGGUGAUAAAGUAGAUGCUGUCUACGAGAAAAAUGGUUAUAUCUAUUUUUUCAACGGUCCCAUACAGUUUGAAUAUAGCAUCUGGAGUAACCGUAUUGUCCGCGUCAUGCCAACAAAUUCCCUAUUGUGGUGUUAAAUGCUUUUAAAAUAUUAUUUAAAUCCUAGAGAUCAUUUAGGAUAAUACUUCCAGACAUUUUUUGGGGGGUGGGGAGUUGCUAGGGAGGGAGAGAGCGAUAUCAGGGGAAAGCUUAGUUCUGUGAACAAGCUUCAGUAAGUUAUCUUUGAAUAUUUAGUUUCUACAACUAUGUGUGGCUGGAACCACAUUGAAUUUUAAAGUAAUGAAAUUCAUUAUCUCUAAGGAUCACUUAAUUCUUGUGUGCGAUACGAAAACUGUAGUUGCAAUAUUCCCGGAUCAAAAAUGGAAUAUGUGCUCUGUCAAAAAAAGCUCAAUAUAUUUAUAAGGAGACUUUGUAAAGACAUAAAAGUAAAUCACAUUUACAUCAUCAAUCAACCAUCUUUACUAGUAGUAUAAAAUGGUAUGAAAAUAGAAUUCAGGGGAGCAUAUGACAGCCAUACACAAAGGUAAACCGAAGGGAAAUGUCUGUAAUAGAUAUCUUGCAGACAGCUUUCCAGAGAUAAUCUGAGUUUUGUACUAAAAAUAUUUGGAUGUACAUGCCCCUCUUCAUGCAGACACUAAGGAAAUGUCAACACUACCAAAGACAAGAGACAAACACUAAUGGUGAGGACAGUAGCUGUGAACUUUGGAUUCUGUUUAAUUUUCACUUUUGUUAGUGACUCAAGGACUACUCUCAAAGAAGGCAGAUAUUUCUUUUAACUCUUAAUAAAAUACUUCAAGUCUUUCAAAGAUAUAAAAGUAAGUUAAAAUUGUUAAUAAAAUGAUCUAAGGGCACAGCAUCACUUUUUCAUAAAUCAUUGAUUAUUUAAGACUAAAAGUAUUAACGGUUUUAUCUAGAUAAUUGUUUUAAUUGUCCAGUUUACCUUGGAUAUAUAAGCUAUUUUUGAAAGAAACAGACUAAAACAUAUCUUAUAAAUUGUAAGUGUAUAUUUUAAAGCAGAGCUAUCCAAAAUAAAAGCAGUCUACUGGAUUUUGGUCCUCUUGAAGAAUGAAACCAUGCCUUUUUUCUCUCCCUUUUUUUCCCCUUCAAUCCCUUGGAAUAUUUUGCAGUGCCUGGCACUUGGUACUUAAUUGAACAUAUGAAUGACCAUCAAAGGAAGAACCAUUGUAUUGAGAGAUCAUGUUCUAAAAACUCAGACAAGAAAAGAAAGUGUAUUAUAUUUGCAAAAUGUUUUAGGAAGUGUUUAUAUUGUUUAUAAUAAAAACAAUAUUUUCAACA
Messenger RNA from Sus scrofa (pig), 3914 nucleotides. The record is from RefSeq and is a predicted model, not a curated record. Lineage: Eukaryota; Metazoa; Chordata; Mammalia; Artiodactyla; Suidae.